AGCGGAUAAGAAAUGUUACUCCCUCAGGAUUUGGAAGUCAUCAAGUCAACAAACAUGCCUUUCUUAAUGAUUUUAUUCUGUGCGGUUAUUGUGAUCUUCUAUCUCUUCAAGUUGUCGCUACGUCCACCUCAUUUCCCACCAGGCCCCAGAGGAUUGCCACUGCUGGGCUAUUCGCCAUUAAUGCCCACAAAGGACCCGUUCUUUAAAACCAUGCAAAAGUUGGCUAAGACGUACGGACCCGUGACUGGAUUUUAUUUGGGACCCACCCAGCCGUUUAUCUCCGUUGUCGGGGCACAGGCUGUUAGAGAAGCCUUGCAAAAUGGCGAUCUCAGCGGCAGACCUUCUGGUGCAAUAUUGUUAAGUAGAACAUUUGGGGAGAGACUAGGCCUAUCGUUUGUGGAAGGCGAUUUUUGGCAAGAACAGCGGAGAUUCACGCUACGCCAUUUACGUGAUCUCGGUUUCGGAAAAACCUCAAUCGAGGAUCAGAUGAUGGGCGAGAUCACCGAUUUAAUUUCUGAAAUCACCGCAACGGCAAAAUCGAAUCGUGAUCACGUUGUAGAUUUCAAAUCCAUUUUCUCAGUAUCGGUGAUUAACAUCCUGUGGGCGAUUAUUGGAGGGAAAAGAUUUCAACGUGAUGACCCAAAGUUCAAGAAACUAUUGGACAACAUCGAUCAAUUUUUACAAAGUGGCAAUGUUCUGCAAGCGAAUUUACCUGUUCCUGCCAUCUUAGUUCGUCUUUUCCCUUCUCUACCGGGAUGGCUUGGAAUCAAUACCCAAUUGUUCGUUCCUAUACAAAAAUUCAUUGAGGAAACUAUCGACGAACAUAUUUCCACCAGAUCGAAUGGAGAUGCUGCUCGCGAUUAUAUUGAUGUCUACUUGGAUGAAAUGGAGAGGCAGUUGAAGACUAAUGAAUCAACCACUUUCAGCAAGAAGCAGCUUAUAAGUAUAAUCCAAGACCUUUUCGGUGCGGGAUUCCAUACAUCUUCAAGUUCCAUUGGAUUUGCGGUUCUUUAUAUGAUUCAUUAUCCAACAAUCCAACAGCAGAUGCGUGACGAACUGGACGAUAUUUGUGGCGAUUCUCUGCCGUCACUAGCACAUCGAUCACGACUGCCCUAUACUGAAGCCGUUUUAAUGGAAGUCAUGAGGAUAGCUACCAUUGCCCCGGCGGGAGUCCCUCACUGUGCCAUGAAAGAAACACAACUUCAAGGUUUCACCAUUCCAAAAGGAAGCAUCCUUGCCAUCAAUCUCGACUCGGCUUCCAACGAUGCAACUGCAUGGAAAGACCCAGAGAAUUUCCGACCUGAACGUCAUUUGGAUGAAAAUGGAAAGGUGAUUAAAAACGAAAAUCUCAUUCCUUUUGGCCUAGGGAGACGGGUUUGUUUGGGCGAACCAUUGGCUCGGAAUACAAUAUUUCUUUUCGUGGCUUGUCUCGUGAAAACAUUUGCGUUCAAAUCUGUCCCCAACGAACCGCUUCCGACGUUGGAACCCAAUGCCGCAAUUUUAUUGAGUCCGAAACCGUUUUUCGCCACCGCAAUUCCACGAGUCUAUUCAUGUUUUGUCUAAAUUGGUCGGAGAAGUAUUCACCUACAAACCAUACCAGAAUGUCAGAUCAAGAUGCUCAUGGACGUUCACGAGGCCGGUCACGUGGUUUACGUGGAGAAUUGGAUCCGGACGAAUCCGUUCGAAGACCAAGAGAACAUGGAAUAGCCCCAUAUACAACUCACCCACCUCAUCAUGCGAGGCGAGCCGGAAGCCGCGUGAACACAUUUUAGAAGAACCCGAAAGUAAACCUUUGUAGCGCUCGGGUUCAGGAGGUCGAGCUGUGCCAAGUCGUGAAGCUCCACAUGAACAAUCUGGGGCUCCACAUGGUAGGGCAUCCUUUCAUGGAGGGGCUGCUCCUCUGGCCGGGGCUUCAAUAGUGGAGAAGGAACAACUGUUGGUGGCCGUGGAGUCAGUCGUUUUCGCGAGCAGAUGGAAGCCAUGAUUGUCACUCGACCUUCGGCCGACUUCAGUAAAUUGGGGCGAACUGACACGGAACUUCCUGUUGCAAAAUCGCGUUUACUUCGUUCCUGACGUUGACCAUAUUGGUGCCCGUAAGGCACUAAUCCGCGUAGGCCUACAUGAGGCUAAACUGGGAAAGUAUCUUUUUUUUUAUGGAACUCUCCUUUACAAUAUCACUCGCCUUCCUCAAGUAAGUUUAAGUUUUGGAGUCAUUCUGAAACUACUUAAUAGCUUUUUAUUUUAUGUUUAGCCGCUGGAGCUCUUAUCUAAACGCAUUAACUCGGAUGUUGCUAUUCAUUUACGAUUAGUCGGAGAAAUUCACAAGGAUGACGCUGCUUAUACAAUAGUAUCAUUCAACCACCUUCAUUGUGAAACAAACAGGUUGUUUGUGGACAAAUCAAUCCAGUGCUGUUCCUGCAGGAAAAUAUCACAAGUGAAAAACAAUCGUUUUUUUAUUAGAAAACAUGGCAAGUGCAACUAGAGAAUUUUAUGACAAAGAGGAACUGCCAGCCAUACCUCCUUGUUACAGCCGUUUUGAAAUUAUUAGUCUGUUAAAACAGAGAAGCAUAACACAUCAAUUAGAGAUAUUUUUGAUAUUUUUUGAGCUCGCUCUACGUUUGAAAGUUUGUUGUUAUAGUCUGUCCACUUUCACUCACUAUAUGGCCACUAUAUCCCACAACACACGUCAAGGAGUGUGGUUUAGAGAUUUCACACGUCAUGCGAAAUGGCAUUUGUCACGUUUCAACUUAAUUUAUUUCGAUAGGAUGGCUGGUUGGUCGUUGCCCAGUGGAUAGAAGGAGAAAAAUGGUUCAGUUAAAAAAAUUUAGUUAUAAGUAAAUUAUUGUCGCUAGUAUCCACUAGGAUUUGACGAUUUGCGCUGGUAGGACGAUGGAGCUGCUAUGGGAAAUGUCCACACUUCGUUCCCUAUUUAUCAUUUUUGUAACCCAAUAACUAGUAGUUUUCUAAUUUAAGCGCCAUGACAUUGAUUAAAUACGGUAAUGGCUUUUUCGUACGGCUCUAAUUGCGCGUUUCCUUUAUAGUGAAAUACCGUAGAUUUUGACUUUCUAAAACAUUAAUUUAAAAGAGAGAUAGGAAGAAAACGGGUUUUACCGUGUUUUUUGUA
Molecule: messenger RNA, 3124 nt
Organism: Daphnia pulex (common water flea)
Lineage: Eukaryota; Metazoa; Arthropoda; Branchiopoda; Diplostraca; Daphniidae
Product: methyl farnesoate epoxidase-like
Exons: 15
Coding region: 13-1563 (516 amino acids)
Biological process (GO): xenobiotic metabolic process
Cellular component (GO): intracellular membrane-bounded organelle; cytoplasm
Molecular function (GO): iron ion binding; oxidoreductase activity, acting on paired donors, with incorporation or reduction of molecular oxygen, reduced flavin or flavoprotein as one donor, and incorporation of one atom of oxygen; heme binding
Source: RefSeq, a predicted model, not a curated record